Molecule: messenger RNA, 522 nt
Organism: Striga hermonthica
Lineage: Eukaryota; Viridiplantae; Streptophyta; Magnoliopsida; Lamiales; Orobanchaceae
Source: the annotation of a GenBank genome assembly
AUGGAACAAAACGAGACGGGCUGCCAAACUCCUCAAGCCCCCAUUUUAUGCGUCAACAACUGUGGCUUUUUUGGCACUGCAGCCACCAUGAACAUGUGCUCCAAGUGCUACAAAGAUCUCGUCUUGAAGCAACAGCAAGCCGAACUUGCUGCCUCCUCCAUACAAAGCAUAGUGAAUGGGAGCUCAAGCACCACAGACAAGGACCCGGAAAACAUCAAUGCCGUUGAAAAAGCAAAGGCUGUUGUGUCCGAGGUUGUUAUUAUACCUUCACCACAAGAAUCAUCAGCAGCACUGUCUGUAAGCGAGAAGAAAGAUGAAAUUAAACAGGGCCCGAAACGGUGCGGGACUUGCAAGAAGCGGGUUGGAUUGACGGGAUUCAAUUGCCGAUGUGGCGAUAUUUUCUGUGCCGUUCAUCGUUAUUCUGACAAACACGAUUGCCCAUUUGAUUAUCGAGCGGCAGGCCAGGAAGCCAUAGCCAAAGCGAAUCCUGUCGUUAAGGCUGAGAAGCUCGACAAGAUAUAG